Molecule: messenger RNA, 1825 nt
Organism: Rhinolophus ferrumequinum (greater horseshoe bat)
Lineage: Eukaryota; Metazoa; Chordata; Mammalia; Chiroptera; Rhinolophidae
Gene: RNF8
Product: ring finger protein 8
Exons: 10
Coding region: 143-1540 (465 amino acids)
Biological process (GO): double-strand break repair; protein K48-linked ubiquitination; ubiquitin-dependent protein catabolic process
Cellular component (GO): nucleus; cytosol; ubiquitin ligase complex
Molecular function (GO): histone binding; metal ion binding; ubiquitin protein ligase activity
Source: RefSeq, a predicted model, not a curated record
GAGUGUUCGCACCGAUCGCGAGCGCGUAGCGAUUACUUCUGUCUGUUGUUUAGGAAUGGCGCCGUCAGGGAAGCUGGAAGGCGGCGGGUACCCGGAUGGAGGUCUGGCUCUGUACUGACCGAGAACCAGGGUCGAGUGGGCUAUGGGGGAGCCCGGCUCCUUGGUUAUGGGGGACCGCGCCGGUGGCCGGAUCUGGUGCUUGCGGCGGGUGGGGAUGAACGCCGAGAGGCUGCUGCUGGAGGAUGGAAACGAGGUGACCGUAGGGCGAGGAUUUGGUGUCACAUACCAAUUGAUAUCAAAACUCUGCCCUCUGAUGAUUUCCCGUAACCACUGUGUUUUGAAGCAGAACGCUGACGGCCAGUGGACAAUUAUGGACAACAAGAGUCUGAAUGGUGUUUGGCUGAACAGAGUCCGUCUAGAACCUUUGAAGAUCUAUUCUAUCCAUAAGGGAGACCACAUCCAGCUUGGGAUGCCUCUGGAAAAUAAGGAGAACGCAGAGUAUGAAUAUGAAGUUAUUGAAGAAGUCCAGGAGAGGAAUCCUUAUGUUACCCCAAAGAGUGACCAGUUGAUGGAAAAAAAUAAGGACUUGAGAACUAAAAGGAAAUUUAUGGAUGAAUUGGAGGGUUCUGGAGCUGAAGGCCCUUCAAAUUUGAAGUCCAGAAUAAGUAAAGUGUCUUGUGAAUCUGGCCAACCAGUGAAGUCACAUGGGAAAGGCGAAGUGGCCAGCCAACCCUCCGAAUGUCUGGAUCCUAAGUUGACUUCUGUUGAGCCCAGUGAGAAGACCGCGGGGGCUCAUAUGUACUCUGGCCCCGCAAAAGUCGUGGAGCUUCAUCCUAAGAAGCAGAAAGCCUCAUACCCGUUAGCAUCUCAGAACAUCUUAGAGCUAUUUAAGGUGAUUAUGUCUCGGAUUCUGAAGCUUAAAGCACAGAUGCAGGAAAAACAGGCCCAGCAGCAGGCCAGAGUGGAGCAGCUAGUGAAGAUGUUCAAGAAAGAGCAGCAGUAUCUCCAGGGGUUGGAGAAAGAGCAAGGAGAAGAGGACCUGAAGCAGCAGCUGGCCCAGGCUCUGCAGGAGCAUCGGAAUCUGGUGGAAGAGCUAAAUCACAGCAAGAAGAAUUGUGAAGCAAUUAUUCAAGCCAAGAACAGAGAGUUGCAGCAGAUCAAGGAAGAGAAGGAGAAGGUGCAAGCGCAGAAGGAGGAGAUUUUCAGCCACCUGAAUGAUGUGCUAGAGAAUGAGCUCCAGUGUAUCAUUUGCUCCGAAUACUUCGUCGAGGCUGUCACCUUGAACUGUGCCCAUAGUUUCUGUUCCUACUGUAUCAGUGAGUGGAUGAAGCGGAAGAUAGAAUGCCCGAUUUGUCGGAAGGACAUCAAGUUCAAAACCCACUCCCUGGUUCUGGACAGCUGCAUUAGUAAGAUGGUAGAUAAUCUGAGUUCAGAAGUAAAAGACCGACGAAUGGCCCUCAUUGGGGAACGAAAAGAGGUGGGUCACUGCUUACCUGGUUCCAGGAUGGGAAAGAAAACUAGAUUGGUGUUUAGGAGAUAGAAGCUUAGGAAAACCUGCGGUGUCCUUGGUUAUCGGUGAUGACAAUGAGGGACAAGACAGGAAGUUGAAGAGUAGUCAUUUGAAACGCGGAGCUCUAGUAGGACUGUGAACUGUAUUCUGUCAUUCAGUGAUUUCCUUCCAGAUGGGAAGGUAUUUUCCUCUCCCUUUUUACUGCCUAUUUGGAGAACCAGUCUUUGUAGUUGUUUAUUUACACACCAUGUGUUUUCGUAAAGGAUUGGAAACUAUUGACUUGCCAACUUUUUAGAGAUGGUAGCUUUUUACCUU